CACAUACAGCACUAAGCACUUCCACUUACACAUAUCGCCUACCUCAUCUCUCCCAUUUCCACCUCCACACAAAACUACACUCCAACAAUGGCAGCAGCCGCCGCCGCCACCUCCGCCGCCACCUCCGCCUCCAUCGCCGCCACUGCCAAGUCAGCACUCUCUCCACCCUCCUCAUCCCUCAGCAAACCCAACCUCUCAAGAUCCUCAUUAGGGUUUAUAUCCACGUCAGCACCCGCUUUAAAACCUCUCCUCUCUAGCCUACCCGCCAAACGAAAUGUCCCAUCCAAUCAAAAGUCUCCACUUGUCGUUCAAAUGGUGUCAGCUCCGUCGGCUGCUCCGACGAUUUCUCUUGAUUUUGAGACCUCUGUGUUCAACAAAGAGAAGAUCACUUUAACUGGUCAUGAUGAAUAUAUUGUAAGAGGUGGGAGAGAUUUGUUUCCUUUAUUGCCUAGUGCCUUGAAGGGGAUUAAGCAGAUUGGUGUCAUUGGCUGGGGCUCUCAGGGGCCAGCUCAAGCUCAGAAUUUGAGGGAUUCUCUUACUGAGGCAAAAUCUGACAUAGUAGUGAAGAUUGGGCUAAGGAAGGGAUCAAGCUCUUUUGCUGAAGCUCGUGCAGCUGGAUUCACUGAAGAGAGUGGAACUCUGGGGGAAAUUUAUGAAACUAUCGCUGGCAGUGAUCUUGUCUUGUUAUUGAUUUCAGAUGCUGCCCAGGCAGAUAACUAUGAGAAGAUAUUCUCUCACAUGAAACCAAACAGCAUCCUUGGUCUUUCCCAUGGUUUUCUUCUAGGACAUUUGCAAUCAUUGGGACGUGAUUUUCCUAAGAACAUAAGCGUUAUUGCUGUUUGCCCUAAGGGGAUGGGGCCUUCUGUACGUAGACUCUAUGUUCAGGGAAAAGAAAUAAAUGGUGCAGGAAUCAAUUCCAGUUUCGCCGUGCACCAGGAUGUUGAUGGUAGAGCUACUGAUGUUGCCUUAGGAUGGUCAGUUGCUCUCGGGUCUCCUUUUACAUUUGCCACCACAUUGGAGCAAGAGUACAAGAGUGACAUUUUUGGGGAGCGUGGCAUACUCCUGGGCGGUGUUCAUGGAAUUGUUGAGUGCUUAUUCAGAAGGUAUACUGAGAGUGGGAUGAAUGAAGAUUUAGCUUACAAGAAUACCGUUGAAUGUAUCACCGGAAUUGUAUCAAAAACCAUUUCAACUAAGGGUAUGCUGGCUGUUUACAACUCAUUGUCAGAAGAGGGCAAAAAGGACUUUGAAACUGCAUACAGUGCUUCAUACUAUCCUUGUAUGGACAUCCUAUACGAGUGUUAUGAAGAUGUUGCCAGUGGUAGUGAGAUUAGAAGUGUUGUUUUGGCCGGGCGUCGAUUCUACGAAAAGGAGGGUCUACCAGCUUUCCCAAUGGGCAAAAUUGAUCAAACACGGAUGUGGAUAGUGGGUGAGCGUGUCAGAGCAGUACGGCCCAAAGGCGACUUAGGUCCUUUGUAUCCCUUCACUGCUGGGGUGUUUGUAGCACUGAUGAUGGCUCAAAUUGAGGUCUUGAGAAAGAAGGGACACUCAUACUCCGAGAUCAUUAACGAGAGUUUGAUUGAAGCUGUCGAUUCGCUGAAUCCAUUCAUGCAUGCUAGAGGUGUCUCAUUCAUGGUCGAUAACUGUUCAACCACCGCCAGAUUAGGAUCAAGAAAGUGGGCACCUCGCUUUGACUACGUCCUUACCCAGCAAGCCUUUGUAUCUGUGGAUGCAGGCACUCCCAUCAACCAGGACCUCAUAAGCAACUUCAUGUCUGAUCCCGUUCACGGGGCUAUUAAAGUCUGUGCCGAGUUGAGGCCAACUGUUGACAUCUCAGUGCCUGCAGAUGCAGAUUUUGUUCGCCCAGAGUUGCGCCAGGGCAAUUAGAAAUGAAGAAAUUCAGCGUUGUAUGGAUUUCAUGAAGAUGUUUGUAGGAGUGAUGCGAGAUGAGUAGAAAGUAAUCUAGUGUAAGGUUGAGCAUCCUAUUUGGAUGAUAGAUUACUCGGUUAUGGUGUUUGCUGUGUUGUUUUAUUUCUUUUGGUCGAGUUAUGCAAGAACUUUGAAUGAGCUGUACUAAUAUUAGUCUCGGGUUGCUUAAUUUUGUAAGAACUUUUCUCUCAAUCUUAUGUUCUUGUUGCAGAUUAACUGCAUUUAUUUA
Molecule: messenger RNA, 2155 nt
Organism: Mercurialis annua (annual mercury)
Lineage: Eukaryota; Viridiplantae; Streptophyta; Magnoliopsida; Malpighiales; Euphorbiaceae
Product: ketol-acid reductoisomerase, chloroplastic
Exons: 10
Coding region: 88-1884 (598 amino acids)
Biological process (GO): L-valine biosynthetic process
Cellular component (GO): mitochondrion; chloroplast
Molecular function (GO): ketol-acid reductoisomerase activity
Source: RefSeq, a predicted model, not a curated record